Molecule: messenger RNA, 1338 nt
Organism: Raphanus sativus (radish)
Lineage: Eukaryota; Viridiplantae; Streptophyta; Magnoliopsida; Brassicales; Brassicaceae
Product: serine/threonine-protein kinase-like protein At3g51990
Exons: 1
Coding region: 99-1187 (362 amino acids)
Biological process (GO): protein phosphorylation
Cellular component (GO): plasma membrane
Molecular function (GO): ATP binding; protein kinase activity
Source: RefSeq, a predicted model, not a curated record
CAAAAUGACUUCUCACGCCACCAGACUCAUCAACACCUUUCCUUUUCUUCUCCCUCCCUCCUCUCCUCCUCCUUCUAACAUUCUCUCAUCAACCCAAUAUGGGUUACCUCUCGUGCAGAGCCGGAUCCGCCGUCGCAGUCGCCGUCUCAUCCUCCUCCUCCUCCUCCAAAUCCCUCUCCACCAAACCCCCUCCCGAAUCUCCCCCAGAAGACCGUCCCAAACUCCGCCGUUUCCUCCACCGCGACCUCGAAGCCGCCACAGGCGGCUUCUCCGCCGACAACCUCCUCGGACGCGGCAGCCACGGCCGCGUCUACAAAGCCGCCAUCGGCUCCUCCGCCUCCUCCCGCCUCGUCGCCGUCAAGAGACCUUCGAAAUCCCGAGAGAUCAGCCGCGAGUUCCACAACGAGUUCGAGAUCCUCUCCAGGAUCCGAAGCCCCAGGUUCGUCAACCUCCUCGGCUACAGCGCCGACGACCCCAAGGACCCUCUCCUCGUCGUCGAGUUCAUGCUCAACGGAAGCCUCUACGACGUGAUCCACUCCGAUUCACCUUCCGCCCCCGCGAUAUCCAGCUGGAGCAAGAGGAUCAAGAUCGCUCUCCAGAUAGCCAAAGCCGUGCACCUCCUCCACUCGCAGGACCCGCCGAUCGUGCACAGAGACAUCAAAUCCGCCAACGUUCUCAUGGACAAGAGCCUGAACGCGAAGCUGGGAGACUUCGGGUUGGCGAUCAGAUGCAAUGCGGAGGACCAGAGAGUGAAAUCCACCCCUCCAGCUGGCACCAUGGGGUACCUCGACCCGGACUACGUCACGGCGGAUAGGCUGAGCACCAAGACUGACGUGUUCAGCUUCGGGAUCUUGCUGCUGGAGAUAAUCAGCGGGAGGAAAGCGAUAGACGUGAGGUACUCGCCGUCCUUCAUAGUGGACUGGGCGAUUCCGAUGAUUAAGAGAGGGAAGAUCGGGGGGAUUUAUGAUCCGGUGAUCGGGCCUCCCGUGGAUGUGAGCGUGAGGAAUCAUUUGGGGUUGGUGGCGGCCAAGUGUGUGAGGACGUGUAGGGAGAAGAGGCCCGGGAUGGAGGAAGUGGUUGGGUGGCUCACGGGGUUGACGCAGUCCGUUAGGUCGCGGCGGUGGGAUGAGUUGGGCAUUGGGAACCCGUGUAUGAUGGUUGAGACCGUGGGCAGGCCCGUGGAAUGAUCCCUUUUUGGAGUUUUAUUAACGUUUUUAAUCAAGUGCUUCGCUUUCAAGCCAUUUGUUUCUUUUUUUGGGUUGGUCAAAUUAUUUCAUUCAGCAAAAGUAUUAUUGUAUAUAAUAAAGAUUUUAAUCACGUAACAUCGUGUUUGUGUCA